This is a messenger RNA of Mya arenaria, 3364 nucleotides long. RefSeq lists its product as uncharacterized. NCBI's taxonomy places the organism in Eukaryota, Metazoa, Mollusca, Bivalvia, Myida, Myidae. The record is from RefSeq and is a predicted model, not a curated record. The coding region runs from base 347 to 1786 and encodes 479 amino acids. The transcript has 6 exons.
UCACUUGGUCCUGAAAUGGUACACUUAGGAACUGGUUCACUUGUGAAAUGGUUCACUUCGUCCUGCACCCACCUAAUCGCAUAUUACUCAUACUGAUGGAAUGCUACUCAGUUAAGUGUGAAGAAGAAAGUGUAUUCAAAAGCAAUAUAUAACACAUAACAUAUUUUAUAUAGGCUGCUCAGUGAAUUGUGUGAAGUUGUUAUCAAGACACUUUAUGAAUAAGAAACUUUGUAGAAAUAUAGAAUAUAAAUUACAUUGUACAUUUUAAGGAUACUAAACAAACAUUUAAUAAAAGCGAAUUGAUUAAUCGUAAUAACCUACUGGUUCAACAUUUCAAGUGUUUACGAUGGAGAACCGCACUGUAAGUGUUCGCAGGGAAGUGAUUCGGUCGCAGUUGGAACACUUGGCGUCACUGCUGAGUAAUGAUGGGGAAGACUGUUUUAUUAUCACUGCUUGUGCAGUCGAUGAAGGAUCCCAUUUAAUAGGCUCAAACAUGGGAGUUGAAUUCAUAAAGGCAAACUUUAAAGGCGUGCAGAAGGAGUUUGUACCAUAUUUAAGUCAACAGGACAUGCUUGAAAGCGUUUACACAAACCAAGUCGUCGAUGAUUUUAAUAAUGACAGAAAGGCGAUCCGAUCUAUGAUUGUAUAUCAGACUCGUCGACUAGCUGAGAACGGAGAGGAGUGCUUUGUGGUGACUGCCACAAACCCAAAUAUUCUAGGCUCCGACAAGGGGGUAGCCUACUGUAGAAUCUUGUUUCAAGGCAUUCAGAGAGCCUUUUCCAGACACGUUGAACAAAUCAAAAAAAAAGCUCACCAAACAGCUGAAAGACACCAUGGGAUUGAACAAGGCCCUGAAACAAGCACGGGACAUUCCCUACACAGUGAACUGCAAACGUAUCUGAAGAUGGAGAUACCUUCCAGAAAGGAUUCAGAAAACGGUCAUCGUAAAAUCAACCCCAAUUCAAAGCAAGAACGUUAUUUAAAACCAAGACAAGAUGAAAAUCCAGCACAACCAAGAAAUAUAUCCACUAGUCAAGGUAAUGAUAGAGGGAAACAACCACUCAAAGACAAGAAUGAACCACCGAACAUGUUUGUCAAGGAAAUGUCAUAUUUCGAUGAUUCAAGUUCAGACAUUUUGGGUUUCGGUACUGAUGAAGAUUCAAUUAAUGAUGAUAUACUCCUGUCAGACUCAGAGUUGCUACCCGAACCAUUGGAACUGGAAUCGACAGGGUCAAAGAGGACACACCAGACCAUUGAGGGCAACUCAGAAAUUAAGAAAUUUAAAGCGACAACACAAUCGUCAACAGAAGGGAAAUUCAGGCAUACUAAGAAUAUUUUACCAGAGCUGAACAAUAACUUAAUAACUGAUUGUCCUAGUACAUCUGGUCUACAAAGCAUUAAACACGUGAAUAAAGAAGGCAACCGGUUUGUAUGCGUUGUAAAAGGAUGCGAAAAAAGCCAUUCGAGCCGCAUAAAGCAAUUGGAGCAUUACAUCAGUCACUCGGAGAAGAAACUAUACGCGUGUGACAUAUGUCAUAUCCCAAUUAAAAAUAGAUCGUCUGUUGAUCACCAUAGGAAACGGAAUCACCCUGAUAUUGAAUACAAACCUCAGGGAAUAUUACGGAACCGUCUCGAGGAGUUGGAAAAGGAGCUGGAAAGUAAAAACGAUGUCAGUACUUCAUAUAACACUGAUGACACGUCAAAAGAAAAUAUGCCAAAACAAAGAAAUAGCUUCUGUGGUAUUUACCUUCCUGAAUUUUAUGAUGAUCAGGAUUUUGUGCAGUAAUGGCAUGUUACACGUCAGACCGAAAAUACAUCUUUCUUAUGGAAUAAAGCGCUGUACACGAAUGAAGAACAAAAUACUUUAUGACUGGUACUGUUGCAAUGUUUCUUGUGUACUAUCAAACAGAUUUCAUGACAUUAUGUCACUUUUUAAACUAGUAUAAUGAUUAUAUAUUCCGGAAUAUUAACAAUGUUUUUCAUAAUCUUUGUCAUUCAUCUGUCUGAUUUAGGAAAAAAAUACACAUUUAAUGCAAAACAAUAUAAGACAAUUAGCGAAAUAUAUUGUAAAAACUUACAUGCUUAGACGAAGCGUCCUAUUCUCUUAACUUCUGAUAUCGCGUUGAUAAAUUUGUAUUUUCUAUUAUCACUGUUAACAGCACAUGCACAUUGUACACAUAAACAUCUUCAUUUAUUUAUAAUAUUUCUUGCACAGGCAUUGAAUGUAUCACUUUAAUGUAUCAUUUUGCGAUAUUUGCACUAUACUCGAUUGAUUAUGUCUAUCUUAAUUCCACUCAUUGAUGCUACGUAAAAUAGUACUUGAUUGUUUGUAUAUCUGCACUGUAACAUACAACUUAUAUUUUAUAUGAAAUUAUGCUCCAUAUACUGCCGAUAUAUAGGUGACUUAUAGGCCCGAUUGGCCGGGUGUAAAUAUAAAACUAUUCAUUAUGCAAUGUUAUUAUGCUAUGUUCACAUGUUACUAUAAUCAACAGUUUACUUACAUACUUUCUUAAUUAUAAAAGCGUAGCUGACAAAAAUUUUGGCGGUCUGUUGUUAUCGAUAUGACUACACGGUAGUUACUCCCCUUUGAAUAUACUUUAUUGUUUUCCAAACGACAGGCAAUGACUGCCAUUAUGCAAAUAAAACGUAAAAAUAAUUAAAGCAAAGACUCGAUAAAGAAAAUAUGCGUAUUGCAAUAAAGAUAUUGACUGGACGAGCGUAGUCACGUGGUGUUUUUAAUAGAAACCGAUAAAAUAAUGUUUACAAACAUAUCGCAUUAUAUCCUGAUACGUAUGGAGGCUAUUCGUUGCCCAAAGUCGAGACGUGUAAUUCCCACAAUGUGCUUCUUAAUCGUACUAAAUAUCUCUUACAUUUGUCAAUGUAGACGUGCUAUUUGUUGUUUCUAUUCGUCAGUUUUUCCGUAUUGGUUUGACAUUUGUCAUUAUAGUAAUCAAAAUAUUUGUCAGAUCUACCCUGUACCACUAAAACAUAGAUCGUAUAACUUGCCCUUAACAAGAUGAUGAUGUAAUUUAGAAAGCCGAAUCAUGCAUAUGUAAAACUGCAAUCCUACAGUCGACACUCGCAAUCGUAAAAGGAACAUUUGCAGGCCAACAAGUCCAGGUUUACAAAAGUGAAUUGGCAAGUUCAGAAUUACAAGGAUAGACGAUUUCACCUAUACCUUAUAUGGUAAAUGUCACGGAAAGAAACGAAUAUGAAUGGGCGGAGCUAACGAAUCGGAUUUCAUUUCGUUUAUUUCCGUAGAAUCAAGCAAGGGAGAUAACAUCUUCGCCUACUUCCUGUAAAUUCCCGGUUGUACCACAGUCUGAGUACUCUCUCUUUAUUUCACAAUAAAAACUAAAAUUUA